Molecule: messenger RNA, 2016 nt
Organism: Chironomus riparius
Lineage: Eukaryota; Metazoa; Arthropoda; Insecta; Diptera; Chironomidae
Source: the annotation of a GenBank genome assembly
UUCUAUUUAGAUAGAGAAGUAUAAAUCUGUAAACGAAAUACGAUUUAAACACUUGUCAACUUGAAUGAGACAAAUCGCUGAUUAUACAAAUUCACAUAAGAAGGAUGAGAAAAAAAAAUGUUUUGUGAAAUAAGAAAGUGAUUUUUUGAUGUUUAUUGACGGCAAAGAUAAAUUGUCGAAAAGCAAAGAAAUUUGUUAACCGAAAAAAUGAAUAAUUAUUAGACAUCAACUGUUCAGACAUUCAGUAAAUCACCGACAGUUGAAAAUUUUAAGGUCGAUUGUGACAAAUUUUUAAAGAAAAACAAUUUUUUGAUUAAUUAGAAAUUUCCUUUGCGACUUCCGAUUGAUUCUAAUAAGACGUGACUACAUUGAACACUGCUCGACGAGUUGGAAUAAAAAUUCUGGGCAUGAAAAAGUGAUAAAAUUGCAAUAUCUGAAAGACAAAAGUGUAAAAAGUGCCAUUUAUGGGCAGUUAAUUAAACUUAAAUUCAAUAAUAAAAAGAGAGAAAAACUGUUACACUCCAAUCGAGAAGAGAUAUUAAGUGAGCAGUUACAAAAUGUCAUGAUAAUUGGAUAAAAAAUUGCAAAUUUAAUGAUUUUAAACAUUAUAACAUUGGAUUAUACCCGUCAUGGAUCAGAAUGUACAAAAAAUAAUAUAAACAUGAUUGUAAAUGUAAGCGAUAAACGACAUCGAAUGUCACGAAUAAAUUAUUUCCAUCUCCGAAAUCAUCACAUCACCUUACUGUCUAUAGUAUUAAUAUCACUGAUUCCACUAGUAUUAGGAAAUUCAAUAUGCACGCAUCACGAAUAUUGGGAUUCAAAUUUAGAUGAAUGUGUGCCAUGUACAAAAUGUAAUAGACAUCAAAUUGUAAUCCGUCCAUGUCAACGACAUUUAGAUACAGUAUGUCGCCCGAUCAAUUCUGUUGACAUUGAUUGGAGUAAGUCUAUGCUGAUGGCGACUGAUAGGACGACUCUUAAAAAGGAACAUCAUCGCGUAAUGAGUACAAUGGAAUCAUUUUCAGCCGAGGCGGCUGAAUCAAGGGAAGAAGAACUCCUGUUGUGGGACUGGCAACUCAUAACAUUAAUCCUCGCAAUUAUUGCCUGUCUCUUAUUCUUUAUUGUUACUGCAAUCAUUUCCAUUAAUUAUGUUCGUCAAUGGCGAAAAAUCAAGAAACAGUUUGACACUGACAUUGAACAUUUAUCACAACAACUAAUGGCACGACUGGCAAAUCCACCAUCGGAAAGUGCAACGAUAUUCAUUGACGAUCCAUCAUCAAGAAAUAACUGCUUGGGACCGAGACAAAUUGAAGUACGUUGUGUUUAUUUAGAAGAUCUUAUAGCUGGAAAGGAGUCAUUAAAAUUAGAUCCAAAAGGAAGUGUUCGAGUGUCAAAUAAUCAAGCUGGAAAUGUAUACAUAGAAGAUAAUGAGAAACGUCAUGUCAUUGUCGGCCACAAGCUCAUUUAAGUGAUCAUCUACAAUGUAGUGACUUAACACAUCACUUUCCAUACAUGCAUUGAUUUAUGUAAGAAAAUGUUGAUGCCAGUCAAAAGUCAAAUGUAAUUAAAAGAGAAAGAAAAUCGAGAGAUGCAAACAACCAUUCGAAUGCAUCUGUAUGUAUAGAGCAUGUGAAUAAUGUACAUGUGUCUCAACUCGACACAUUACAAACAAAACAGAUGGUGGCAAUAGAACUAAAUGGCAAUAAAACAAAUUUUUUUACGAAAUAUACACAAAAAUAAUAUACUCAACAUGACAAGCCUGUGUACGAAGCAAGAUGCGCAUGCAAGAAAUAAAUGAAAAAUCGCAUCAAAUCAUGUAAAAUAUUCUUCAUUGCAUUCAAGUAGCUAGUAGCUGUAAAUAUAGAGAUACGAUCAUUAUGCAAAAAAAAGCACCGAGUGUAGUUUCUAAUCAGAUGAUGAAAAAUUUCAUUCAUAAAAUAUUUAAUUGAGAGAAAGAUUUAUGUUCAUUUUGCGGUUGUACAAUAAAUGCUGAGAGAAAUGUAAAAUGUGAAAUUUUUU